Raphanus sativus (radish) is the source of this 3686-nucleotide messenger RNA. RefSeq names its product pentatricopeptide repeat-containing protein At1g03540. The transcript is spliced from 3 exons. The record is from RefSeq and is a predicted model, not a curated record. NCBI's taxonomy places the organism in Eukaryota, Viridiplantae, Streptophyta, Magnoliopsida, Brassicales, Brassicaceae. Gene Ontology annotation, molecular function: protein binding; RNA binding. Gene Ontology annotation, biological process: RNA modification. The coding region runs from base 75 to 1889 and encodes 604 amino acids.
UACACAAUUUCCGUGUGAGAGAAUGUAAAUGAGAAUACUACAUUUGUUGUUCACCGGUGAUUGUGGCAUCUCCGAUGAAUUAUAUUCCGAAGCGCCAUUUCAGUCAAUGUCUUACGCCGUCAAUCUCACUUUCUUCUCCGACUAAACAGUCUCGGAUCCUUGAACUCUGUAAAUCAGGUCGCCUCGCGGACGCUAUUCGGAUACUAAAAACAUCAGACUCUUUUGAGAUCUCUGCAAAACCGAAUCUCUACGCUUCCCUCCUGCAAACAUGCACCAAAGUCUUAUCCUUUACCCACGGCAUUCAGUUUCACGCUCACGUCGUCAAAUCCGGUCUGGAGACGGACCGGUACGUUGGGAACAGCUUGCUCGCUCUGUACUUCAAACUGGGUUCUGAUAUGAGAGAGACACGGAGAGUUUUCGACGGGAUGUUCGUGAAAGACGCGAUCUCGUGGACUUCGAUGAUGUCCGGAUACGUCAGAGGUAAGGAACACGUCAAGGCGCUUGAGGUGUUCGGUGAGAUGGUGAGUUUUGGUUUGGAGCCGAACGCGUUUACGUUGUCUGCGGCGGUUAAGGCGUGUUCUGAGAUCGGAGAUGUUGUCCUAGGGAAGUGCUUCCAUUGUGUUGUGAUCACUCGUGGGUUCGAAUGGAACCGUGUUAUCUCUAGCACGUUAGCGUUUAUGUAUGGCGCGAAUCAAGAACCUGCUGAUGCACGCCGUGUGUUCGACGAAAUGCCUGAACCAGAUGUUUUUUGUUGGACGGCUGUCCUCUCUGCUUACUCUAAGAACGACUUGUACGAGGAAGCUUUGGGGCUUUUCUACGUGGGGAAUAGGGGAAAAGGGUUGGUGCCUGAUGUGUCUACGUUUGGAACUGUUUUGACGGCUUGUGGUAACCUGAGGAGGGUGAAGCGAGGGAAAGAGAUUCACGGGAAGCUUAUAACGAAUGGGAUAAGUAGCAAUGUAGUUGUGGAGAGUAGUCUUUUAGAUAUGUAUGGUAAAUGCGGAUCGGUGCGGGAAGCUAGGCAAGUGUUCAAUGGGAUGUCAAAGAAGAACACUGUAUCUUGGUCUGCUUUACUCGGGGGAUACUGUCAGAACGGAGAGCACGAGAGAGUUGUUGAGAUGUUCAGGGAAAUGGAAGAGAAAGAUCUCUACUGUUUCGGGACUGUACUUAAGGCUUGUGCUGGUUUGGCGGCGGUAAGACUUGGGAAAGAGGUUCACGGCCAGUACGUUAGGAGAGGCUGUCGUGAUAAUGUGAUUGUGGAAUCGGCUUUAGUUGACUUGUAUGGAAAAUCUGGUUGCGUUGAUUUUGCUACUCGUGUGUACUCCAAGAUGGCGAUCAGGAACAUGAUAACGUGGAAUGCAAUGCUAUCUGCGCUGGCUCAGAAUGGAAGAGGUAAAGAAGCUGUCGGCUUCUUCAAUGAUAUGGUCAAAAAGGGGAUCAAGCCUGACUACAUCAGUUUUAUCGCGGUUCUCACUGCAUGUAGUCAUACGGGUUUGGUUGAGGAAGGACGAAACUACUUUGCGAUGAUGACUAAGAGUUACGGGAUUAAACCAGGUACUGAGCAUUACAGUUGCAUGAUUGACCUUCUAGGCCGUGCAGGAUUGUUUGAAGAAGCAGAGAAUAUGUUGGAGAGAGCAGAGUGUAGAGACGAUGCGUCUCUGUGGGGUGUUCUGCUUGGACCUUGUGCUGCAAAUCCGGAUGCCUUGGCUAUUGCUGAACGAAUUGCAAAGAGAAUGAUGGAGUUGGAACCAAAGUACCACAUGAGUUAUGUGCUUCUAAGUAACAUGUACAAGUCGAUUGGUCGCCAUGGUGAUGCACUCAAGAUUCGUAGGUUGAUGGUGAGAAGAGGAGUAACAAAGACUAUUGGACAGAGCUGGAUUGAUGCGCAUUAGAAAACUUUAAAGGCUACUAUCCUUCUAGGGAUCUUGCUUGAAGCAUUCAUGAAGAAAUGGUUUCGAGUCAAAAGUUUUGACAACUAAACAACAUAAUUUUUGCCUUUGAGAUCUCCAUGUAGUCGAUUUUGUCUUUACAAAGUAAUUCAAACAAAAUAAAUUGCCAGGCUAAACGUUGCAGAUAAAAGGGGUCUGUUUGGAGAAAUCAAGUUUUGAUCUCAAGCCACCAUUUGAUACAUUUCUCCAGUGAGGAGUGUUGUCUUCAAAGUGCACGCAUCAAGGUCGACUUUGCAGCUUCGCGCUUCAUCUCUGCAGCUUUGCCACUCCCUCGGAAGUAUGCAUAUACUUGCUGAAUCACCCAGAUAUUGAGAAGUGUUUCGACGCAGAAGAAACCCGCUCCAAUGAAGUACAUUAUCUGCGAGGGAGAAAAAAGAUUGGUAAGACUGUUGCAAGCAGGCUGAAGUUAAGUGUCUGUAAAGGAGCAUAAGUAAUACUUACCCCGACCGCAGCAUUAGUAGUAAGAAGCUCAAGUGCCGGCAAGAAACCUCUGUCCAAAAAACCAACAAUACAUGGAAUCAGAUGGGACUUCAUCAGAGGCUGAAAAGGUCUUAUCAUCUUUAUUGAAAAAAAAAUACUCUUACGUGAGAGACUUCCCUUGAAAGAUGACUGGUGGAGCAACUGCAGCAAAGCCGCAGAACGCAAUGUGAAACUGAAAAGUGCAAGACAGUGUAAACGUGGAAACUUAUUUCUUUCAUGGAUUCCUGAAAGAACUCUGAUGCAGAAGAAAUCUAUCAUUGGGGAUACGAUUUAUCUUACCACGUAAAAGAAGAAAAAAGCUCCAAACUUCAGGGCACUAUCAGUUCUGCAAUAGCAGUCUAAGGUCGCCUUUACGUUACCUAACAAUGUGGUGAAUGCGACAUAUUGAAUCUUCUGUAAAUGAACCGGAAUCUCAUUUGGAAUGUCAUGAUGAAUUAAAGGGAAAAAAUCUGGCCAAUUCUUUUCCUCAAUGACUACUCCAGCUGCCAAACCAACCGUAUCAGGUCUCGAGAGCUGUAGGUCACAUGGAAGCCAGAAAUUACCUGCUCUUUCCGCUUCAACUCGUUCUCUUUAGCCUGGAGUUCCAUCUCUCUAGCUCGAAGAUCCUUCAAACAAAAGCAGCGAAAAAUGAGAUCUGCCGUUUCAUUCUAACCAGAUUUUGAGCAAAUAACUGAAAGGCAAAGUGCAGAAGGUAUUGGUACCUUGGCGGAAUCCAAAGGGAUAUCAACGGUUGCACCACGGUCAUAAGGUUCCGGUGGAAGCGGCUUGAGAUAUGAGUUGCUUGCAGGAGGAACAUUUGUAUAAUUCUACCAACAUUAUAAAGUCAGAGAUCAAAAGGGUGAAGAUUGCAGAAAGAUCAGUCAAUGAUUAUUGAUUCAAGAAACAGAGGUGGUUACCGCAAAAGGAUUGAUCUCUUCAUCAGCAAAUGGAUUAGGAUCAUGACGUGCCAUCUUUGAGAUUGUUAGUCUUUACUAGAUCAAGAAAUGGAUUCCAAGAAAGAGUUUUGGAGAUUGAGAGGGUCGUUGACAGAAGUCGAAAAUGCGGAGAAAGUGGUUUCAAUGAAUGGCUACUUUGUAGUCAGAGAAAAGAGCAAACAACAUAUGUGCGCGCCAGAGAGAUCCAAGGCAUUUUAAAGGCUUCUCGCUUCGUUUUGUAACCAAUUUGGUUUUCUUUGUUCGGUUUACUAAAUUUUCUUCGGUUUACUUGUAAGAGCUUCAAUCUGUUAUCAACGGGUAAGAAUUGAACACGUGUACUUUUAAC